This is a messenger RNA of Paramormyrops kingsleyae, 3173 nucleotides long. RefSeq names its product cyclin-dependent kinase 5 activator 1. Gene Ontology annotation, biological process: brain development; axon guidance. The record is from RefSeq and is a predicted model, not a curated record. NCBI's taxonomy places the organism in Eukaryota, Metazoa, Chordata, Actinopteri, Osteoglossiformes, Mormyridae. Gene Ontology annotation, cellular component: cytoplasm; protein kinase 5 complex; growth cone. Gene Ontology annotation, molecular function: cyclin-dependent protein serine/threonine kinase activator activity; protein kinase binding.
UCCGAUUAACAUCGCGCUUACUUUUAAGAACAUGUGCAGCCGGCACGCUCAUUUUAACGAAGUGCGCGUGUGAUUUUGGGGUGCACGCGCGCGCGCGUCCUCUCUUGCGAGCAGCAGCUCAGUGGAAGCUGCGCGGAUUGCGGGGCGAGGAGGAGUCUGGCGCCUGGCACGAGAGAGCCGCGCCGCACUGUCAGUUGAGCGGAAGCAGGGUCCCGGGUCGCAGCUUAGCCCGGACUUUCACAGAGGCUGUGCAUGCAUCAAGCCGGAGGCAAAACCCACCCUGGAGCGGGCAGACGGAACCGAUGCGAGCGCAGUAAAAAUUGCGUGCCAAUCUGCGAAGUACGGAGAAGUUCCCCUUUCACUGGAAGAUAGAUGUUCGGACCCGGACUGGCAUAUAACGCAAAAUUUGGCUAUUUAUUUGCUACAAUUAAUUAAAUCGUAUGGAGGGGAGAGACGAUUCGACAAUCGAACCACUAGAAAAAUAAAUUCCCUGAAAUCUGAAUCAUAUGUCAGCGGGGGACAGAGUGACAAGAUUUGCUGGAGUACAAACAAACUAUUUCCAAUCUGAGCAGAACACGGGACUGCUGCUGAUUAUAUCUGUUAACAGUAGCCGAUUUUUAAAAAAAAUUGCACCUCUUGGAGAUGGACAGUAAACAAGAGCAAUGACACGGGCUGGGGUGGUCAUUGCGCUGACUCGCUACAUCGCAUCUGCACCAGAACUACAGACGGAGCAGGCGGCCUAUUUGCACCAAGCUUCAACCGAUUCGCUCUAAUUAGACUCAACAGGACUCCUCACCUGGGAACCCCUGGCAAGGCAGUCCUGCGCCACUGAGGAGCGAGGCUGCAAUUUGACUCCCUCCCAGCUCCCCCAACCACAAGGGGGCCCUAGCUGUUGUCAUGGGCACAGUGCUGUCACUGUCCCCUGGGUCCCGGAAGCCCAGUUACUUUGGUGACAGGCCCGGCUCCCUAAGCCACUACCCCACCUUGAGCUGCCGGCCGCAGAGCGCCCAGAACGACCCGAGCAUAAAGAGGCAGCCCCUCCUGCUCCCCGCUCUCACCUGGAAGCGCCUCGUGGCCUCGACCCGAAAGAGGGGCUCGAAGAAGGGUGGCAACACGGGGCCCCCGCCCAGCAGUGGUCACAUCCACCAGCGGGACGUAUCGCACCUCAACCGGGAGAACGUCAGGAAGUCGGUGUCCUGUGCCAACCUGCCCAGUUAUGAGGGCCCGCCCCCCAGCCACGGGCGUCCGCAGUUAUCGUCGGCGAAGAAGGUGUCGCCCCGGCCCAGUUCGUCGCCCCGGCGUGUCGUCGUCCAGGCCUCCACCAGCGAGCUGCUGCGCUGCCUGGGCCGCUUCCUGUGCCGCCGCUGCUACCGGCUGAAGCAGCUGUCGCCGGCCGACCCAGUGCUGUGGCUGCGCAGUGUGGACCGGGCACUGCUGCUACAGGGCUGGCAGGACCAGGCCUUCGUCACGCCCGCCAACGUGGUCUUCGUCUACAUGCUGUGCCGCGACGUCAUCGACGGCGACCUGAUGGCCAGCGAGCACGAGCUGCAGGCCACGCUGCUCACCUGCCUCUAUCUGUCCUACUCCUACAUGGGCAACGAGAUCUCCUACCCGCUGAAGCCCUUCCUGGUGGAGGUGGGCAAAGAGGCCUUCUGGGGCCGCUGUCUGUGCAUCAUCGACGCCACCAGCGCCAAGAUGCUGCGCAUCAACGCCGACCCACACUUCUUCACCCAGGUGUUUGCCGAGCUCAAGAGCGAAGGCAGCUGCAUGCCACUGGACUACGGCCAAGUGCUGGAUCGACGUAAGGGUUCCUCGGUCUCAGUGCAGUCCAGCUCCCAUUUCGGAGUUCUCAGCCCGACGGCGAGAGACAGGCUUCCGAGUCACGGGGGUGUGUGCGUGCCGAAGCCCUGGAGCGCCCCCCCUGUCUCGGGACACGCACGCUGCCGGUCGCCCUCAGCACUCUUCUGAUGGCCCUGAUCCCCUGGGCCCCAAGGGCCCUACAGUGCCACCUAUAGGGCUUACGAUGGAACUGCUGACCCGGUCACUGGUGAUUUUGCGGCCAAGUCGUUUCUGGAUGAGGUAGCACUUCGCGUGGGAAUUUGGCCAGUCAGUGCUCUAACCAGCCCUGGGGGGCAGCCUGGCUCAGAAGCCGCCAUCGCUCUGUGAGCUGCGGGGACCCUGGAAAGCCAUCGUGAUUUGCUGCUAAGGACUCGCCUGUAGACCAGGGUCUUCCUGGAUGGGGAGGGGACAAAAGACGUCACACCAUAGAAACGUGCUGCCAGGUGACGAGUAACAAGUGGAUACGACUUGCUUAAGUGGCAUUGUGCAUGUUUGCUGAAAACAGCAGAUUUUCCUUUUAUUUACUUUAGCUGUUUUUUGAACGUCAUUGUAGUUUGAAUGACUAAAAUGUUUUGUUUUUUUUCAUCUGCUUGAUAAAAUCAAAUUAGUUUAUCCCAGUUAUGGGAGAUCUGAUGUCAACAGUGUUAAUUUGUUAACUGCUAUAAUUAUAGCUGUUAUAAUAAUUAAAAUUAUUAUAGGCGCGUUAAUGUUAUUGCUAUGGGGAUGAAGUAAUUCUAUUAUUAUUUAAUUUUGUUCUUCAAAGUCUUGAAAUCUCGAAGCAUGUGAAUUUCGACCAAUGGCACCACUACUGUAUAAAGUAAAUGCAUAUCUUUAUAAUGCAUCUCUUCGGAUUAAUAUAAAGCACAAAGACAGCCAGUGUGUAACAUUCCGAAAGCAUUGCUGGAGCAUUGUAGUAAUGUUACAAUAGCAUUCUGAGUUGUGUGGGGAAUGGGUGAAGAACGGGAGAAGAGGUGAUGUGAGUGAGAGAUACUUUUCAGGGUGAGUGGAUGUGGUUACUGCCAUAAUCCUCCCCUCCCGCCCCCCAGUAAAACCCUGCUCUGUGGGGGCACAGAGUGGCAUAAUCUUGAGGUUGCCUUCAGAAACCCCGACCCCCCCCCUCAGCUGUGUUCUCUGUGGUUCUCUGUCACCAGUUGGAGCAUCGCUUCUGUGUGGCUUUUGUAAAGUCACUUGCAUAAGCGUACACAGGUUCAUAUUAUUUACUUGUUUGGGAAAACUUGAAAACAAAAUGUCUAAAGCGUUUGUUUCUUAUUAAUGUUGCAAUGCACAUUUUACUUUUUUAUCAUUAUUUAAUAAAGUUCUGAAAGAGAACCUCA